GGGGGAGGAGGAAGGCGGAGGAGCGUGCAGUGCGGUCAGAGCGGGAAAGAGACUCUUGUCUGCGUCUGAGUUCUGGCGCUGCCGCACGCCGGCUCUUGGGGCUGCAGCGGGAGCUGUGAGGGCCCGAGCGUCGCCUGCCUCUCGGGUCCCCUCGGGGAAUCCCGCAGGAUCGGAAAGGGAGAAGAUGGAGGAGAAGGGCAGCAGCGGCUGCAGUGGCGGCGGCAGUGGCGGUGGCGCCGUAGGGACCAGCGGGGAAGGCAGCGCCGUGGAGGAGCAGCUCCUUACCGUCAAGCAUGAGCUGCGCACGGCAAAUUUAACAGGACAUGCAGAGAAGGUGGGGAUUGAAAACUUUGAGCUCCUGAAGGUCCUAGGAACUGGAGCUUAUGGCAAAGUAUUUCUAGUCCGUAAAAUUAGUGGCCACGAUACCGGGAAGUUGUACGCCAUGAAAGUAUUGAAAAAGGCAACGAUAGUGCAAAAGGCCAAAACCACGGAGCACACCAGGACGGAACGGCAGGUCCUGGAGCACAUCCGGCAGUCGCCGUUUUUGGUGACGCUGCACUACGCCUUUCAGACAGAAACCAAGCUGCAUCUCAUCUUAGAUUAUAUAAAUGGUGGAGAACUUUUUACUCAUCUUUCUCAAAGAGAGCGUUUCACGGAGCCCGAGGUGCAGGUCUACGCGGGAGAGGUGGUGCUCGCCUUGGAACACCUGCACAAGUUGGGAAUUAUAUACCGUGACAUUAAGCUUGAGAAUAUUCUGCUUGAUUCUAACGGCCAUGUGGUGCUGACAGAUUUUGGUCUGAGUAAGGAGUUUGUGGCUGAUGAAGCGGAAAGAGCAUACUCCUUUUGUGGAACUAUUGAAUAUAUGGCACCAGAUAUUGUCAGAGGGGGCGAUUCGGGGCAUGACAAGGCAGUUGACUGGUGGAGUUUAGGUGUUCUAAUGUAUGAGUUACUAACUGGAGCGUCUCCUUUCACUGUUGACGGGGAGAAGAAUUCCCAGGCUGAGAUAUCGAGGAGAAUAUUAAAAAGUGAACCUCCGUAUCCCCAAGAUAUGAGCGCUUUAGCUAAAGACCUAAUUCAGCGUCUUUUGAUGAAAGAUCCUAAGAAAAGAUUGGGGUGUGGUCCACGUGAUGCAGAUGAAAUCAAAGAACAUCUCUUUUUUCAGAAAAUAAAUUGGGAUGAUUUAGCUGCCAAAAAAGUGCCCGCACCAUUUAAACCAGUAAUCCGAGAUGAAUUAGAUGUGAGCAACUUUGCAGAAGAGUUCACAGAAAUGGAUCCCACCUACUCCCCCGCGGCGCUGCCCCAGAGCUCCGAGAGGCUGUUUCAGGGCUAUUCCUUUGUUGCUCCUUCCAUUCUCUUCAAGCGCAACGCAGCCGUCGCAGACCCGCUUCAGUUUCAGGUGGCAGUGGAACGUCCGGGCAUGACCAACGUGGCCCGGAGCGCGAUGACAAAGGACUCGCCAUUCUAUCAACACUAUGACCUAGAUCUGAAGGACAAACCACUGGGAGAAGGAAGUUUUUCAAUUUGUCGAAAGUGCAUUCACAGAAAAAGUAACCAAGCAUUUGCGGUCAAAAUAAUCAGCAAAAGGAUGGAGGCCAACACUCAGAAAGAAAUCACAGCCCUGAAACUCUGUGAAGGACACCCCAACAUCGUGAAACUGCAUGAGGUUUUUCAUGAUCAGCUUCAUACUUUCCUAGUGAUGGAACUCCUGAACGGGGGCGAGCUGUUUGAGCGCAUCAAGAAGAAGAAGCACUUCAGCGAGACGGAAGCCAGCUACAUCAUGCGGAGGCUCGUGUCCGCUGUGAGCCACAUGCACGACGUCGGAGUGGUGCACAGGGACCUGAAGCCCGAGAAUUUGUUGUUCACUGAUGAAAAUGACAAUUUGGAAAUUAAAAUCAUUGAUUUCGGGUUUGCCCGCUUAAAGCCGCCGGAUAACCAGCCUCUCAAGACGCCCUGCUUCACCCUGCACUACGCCGCGCCCGAGCUCCUGAACCACAACGGCUACGACGAGUCCUGCGACCUCUGGAGCCUGGGCGUCAUUCUGUAUACAAUGUUGUCUGGACAAGUUCCAUUCCAAUCUCAUGACAAAAGUUUGACGUGUACCAGCGCAGCGGAAAUCAUGAAGAAAAUAAAAAAGGGAGAUUUCUCCUUUGAAGGAGAAGCCUGGAAGAAUGUAUCCCAAGAAGCUAAAGAUUUGAUCCAAGGACUUCUCACAGUUGAUCCAAAUAAAAGGCUUAAAAUGUCUGGCUUGAGAUACAAUGAAUGGCUUCAGGAUGGCAGUCAGCUGUCCUCCAACCCUCUGAUGACGCCCGACAUCCUGGGCUCUUCCGGGGCUGCCGUGCACACCUGUGUGAAAGCGACCUUCCACGCCUUUAACAAGUACAAGAGGGAGGGGUUUUGCCUUCAGAAUGUGGAUAAGGCCCCUCUGGCGAAGAGAAGGAAGAUGAAGAAGACCAGCACCAGCACGGAGACGCGCAGCAGCUCCAGCGAGAGCUCCCACUCCUCCUCCUCCCACUCUCACGGGAAGACCACGCCCACGAAGACGCUGCAGCCCAGCAACCCAGCGGACAGCAGUAACCCCGAGACCCUCUUCCAGUUCUCCGACUGAAGAGCACAGGAGUGGCAGGAAUGUGACCGGUGCGCCACCGCAUCGCCGGUCCCUCGGCGGACGCCUGCGGUGGUGGGUUGUGCUUUUACAAACGAGGCCCCUGGUCUCAUUGGAAUCUGCCUCUUAGGGAGGGUUUUCAGGAAAACCCAGUCGGUUUUCCUUGUCCCAAAGCACUGGACAGAGAAUGUUACUGUGAAUCAAGCACACGUCGCGCUGUCGAGCGGCCCAGCGUGAUGCCAGUGGGACGAUUCUGGAAAGAGCAGAGGCCCCUGUAGAUUUAACGCGGACUGGGUAGAUGCGAACCGCUUACAGAGCCAGUGGCGGGUUCUCAGACGUCUGCCGAUGAGAGUUACCCCCACUGUGCUGGUGGCGCCUUUUGCUUUGCCUUGUGGAUAAUAUGGGUUUUGAAGAGAUUUGUGCCCUUUGAACAGACUUAUCAGAGAAAAAUGUCUAUGUUCAAAAAGAUUCUGUGAUGGAUUUUAUGUGUGGCCUACACUUAUUUCAUGAGAGAGGAUUUUAACUUAUUGCUGUUUUAUGGUUACAUAUGAUGAUAACCUGCUCUCAUUAAUCUUUUUCUAAAAAGUAGUAGAAGAGCUGUAAGGACUCAGGGUCCCAGGCUUUAUAUUUGGGACCAUCUGAGAUGCAUGCUGAGCUACAUAUGUUUUUAAUUUUGCACUGCUCUUUCCUGGCAAUUUGUUUUAAUGGUUAUUGCAGAACAUUAAGGUACAAUGUCUCUGUUUUAAGUUAUAUUGCACUUUAUGAAAGAAUAUGAAUAAAGCAAACUAUUUUGUAAAGUGCACUGUUUAAAGCAUAUGUACUGUAUUUUUGCCGUUUUUUUCUAUUAUCUACUUUAAAUUUGUCCUCACAUCCCCCUUCUACUUGUUUGCAACAAGUAGAACGGUCCGUGUGGCAUACAUAACGUCAUCGUUAGCCACCUCGGCACCGACGUGAGGAAAACCUAAAGGGAACUUCUGGGAAACACUGUGCUUCACAUUCGUACACUGUGUUGGGCUGCAGAGAGGCAGUGUCCUCCUGGAGCCGGAUGUUAUGUACAGAAUAUUUUAGAAUCAUCACCAUGACCUGUUUGGAAAUUUUCCUGUUAAAUUUUAAAUCCAGUAAGCAUAUUUUAUAAACGUAUGCAGAGCACUUUUAUUGCUCAAAAGUUCUGAAUUCAUACAGAAAACAAGUGCUGUGUGAUGAAGACACUUCACGGAACGGUAGCUGCAUUUAAAAAUACGAUCAAUUCAUUUUCUAUGCAAAAAGACAUGAUAGAAUUUGUAUAUCUUCUUUUAAAGCCGUCACAAAAUGUUAGGACUGAGAAAGGUGAUCUUUGCUAUGUUUACAGGAAUCAUGCUGAAAGAGAUAAUGCCCAACAUGUUUAUCUUAUCGUUUUUGUUCAUGGUAAUGUCUGGAGCAUUAGUUUGGAAUUUGGGCAUGAUACUUAUUUAUUCAUUUCUUGAGCUGACGCAGCAUUAAUUUCAACCAGUUAUGAAUACUAAAAGUAAUUGCACUCUAUGUAAUAGUGGUAUAUUUAUUGCUAAGUCCAUGUAUAUAUUAAUAGCACAGGCAACAAAAAUGGCAAAUAUUAAAAUAUUUUCAAAAUACUGCUUUAUCUUGUUCACACUUUUGUCCACAGUGGUUAUGGGGAAUAACUUUGUACACUCCCAGUGGCCCGAAGGGCUGCCUGACUCUCAUGCAGUGGAUCGCACUUCCGGCUUUCAGCCCUUCCUAGUAGUGAUGGGAGGUUUUCCGUGAUGUGCUGAACCACAGCUCAUUCACAACACGUGGUUCAGUCAGGCACAGAUUUAUAAUGGUUAAGAAAAUGUCCAUUUAUGGCUGCAGUUAUGUUGACUGUAUUUGGAAAUGUGUAAAGUUAGCUCUUCAAGUCAUU
This is a messenger RNA of Artibeus jamaicensis (Jamaican fruit-eating bat), 4496 nucleotides long. RefSeq names its product ribosomal protein S6 kinase A5 (gene RPS6KA5). The record is from RefSeq and is a predicted model, not a curated record. Gene Ontology annotation, biological process: intracellular signal transduction; regulation of DNA-templated transcription; protein phosphorylation. The transcript is spliced from 17 exons. NCBI's taxonomy places the organism in Eukaryota, Metazoa, Chordata, Mammalia, Chiroptera, Phyllostomidae. The coding region runs from base 185 to 2605 and encodes 806 amino acids. Gene Ontology annotation, molecular function: ATP binding; protein serine/threonine kinase activity; magnesium ion binding.